CUCCCCGGCGAAAAUGGCGGCUCCCUUAACUCUCGUACUGAUUGUGGCUGUGACUAUCAGGGCUGUGCUCUUCAGCUCGAGUUUAGCGGAGCCUCUGAUGGAGAGGGUGGAGGUGGUGUCACCGCUGAACGCCUGGAAAAGAGUUGUGGAGGGCCUGGCUCUGCUCGACUUGGGAGCGUCCCCAUAUUCCGGGGACGUGUUUCACGAAACACCACUCAUCAUAUACCUCUUUCACUUCGUUAUUGAUUAUGCAGAUAUUGUGUUCAUGAUUGCAGAUGGAAUCACCGCUGUGGCACUCUACUUAGCUGUGCAAGACUAUAACAAAACUGUGUUCAGGAAGCAGAAGUAUGCCCUGGAAGCUGACCGCUAUCCCCACGACUGCCUGGAGCUUAUCCGCACCCCUAAAGAGAUGUACUACAUCCCUCUUAAAGUGGCUUUGUUCUAUUUGCUGAACCCCUUCACUAUUUUCUCCUGUGUGGCCAAGUCGACGUGUGGCCUCAACAAUGCUGUCAUCGCACUCUUCAUCCUAAGUACAAUUAAAGGAAGUGCCUUCUUGAGUGCAGUUUUCUUGGCCUUAGCAACAUAUCAGUCCAUCUACCCUCUCACUCUGUUUGCCCCAGCUCUGCUGUUCCUCCUGCAGAGGCUCUACAUCCCUGUCAAUUUCUACCGACCAAGCUUCUGGCUCUUCACACUGCAGUAUGCAGUGAUGUACCUGGGCAGCCUGUGCGUCAUCGUCUGCCUCUCUUUCUUCCUGCUCAGCUCCUGGGACUUCAUCCCCUCUGUGUAUGGAUUCAUCCUGUCAGUCCCAGACCUCACUCCCAACAUCGGUCUUUUCUGGUACUUCUUUGCCGAGAUGUUCGAACAUUUUCGCUUCUUCUUCAUCUGUGUCUUCCAGAUCAAUGUGUUCUUCUACACCAUACCACUCUCCAUCAAGCUGAAGGAGCACCCUGUCUUCCUCAUAUUCAUGCAGAUUGCCAUCAUCUCCAUAUUUAAAUCCUACCCAACCGUGGGAGACAUUAGCCUCUACAUGGCCUUUCUACCAGUCUGGAGUCACCUUUAUAGAUUCCUGAGGAAUAUCUUUCUAGUGUCCUGCGUCAUGCUGGCAUGUUCUGCACUCUUUCCCGUCCUCUGGCACCUGUGGAUCUAUGCCGGUAGUGCCAACUCCAACUUCUACUACGCCAUCACUCUGCUCUUCAAUGUGGGACAGAUCCUGCUGGUGUCAGACUACUUCUACGCCUUCUUGCGAAGGGAGCACCACCUGACACAUGGCCUGUACCUGAAAAGAAAGGAUGGAAGUGAAGCCACACUGGUGCUCAAGUAGACUUCCUUUUUAUAGCAGGGCUGGGUCAGGCACAUUGGAGGGGCUUGCACGUUUGUUGCAAAGCUUCAUCACAGUUUUGUGUGUCUUUUUUUUUUUUUUAAACCUUCUCAAUGUUUCAUGGACACACCCACUUUUGGACCAAAGUUUCAGUGAUGCAGAAGGAACUUGCCUGUGCAGAGCGAUCCUGACAAGAUCAAGAGACUCGUUGGACGUGGCUGCCCUUGUCACGUUGCUUGCUCACAUAGUGUGAAGUGGUUCUCCUGGGGCUGCUCCUGUGCUUGUCUUUCUCAGUGACUUCAUUUCUAGGUUUCUGCUUUUAUUUCUGUACAGACUGAAUGGUAUUCCCAUUCAGAAAUGAGCAGCUUCGCAUCUUUUGAAGUACGUAUACGAUACUGCUGCAUUUUUGGAUUUAUCCACCAGAGGGCAACACUUUUUUUUUUUUUUUUUUUCCAAAUAUUAAACAUCAAAUUAUGCAAAAACAUUGGCAAAUGUAUUUGUUGCCAGUGUGAAGAUGCAUUUGGCCUGUCUGCGUGUUGAAGCUAUGGGAAAGCUCUCCUAUAUUUUUAUUUUCAAUGAGUUACUUUAAAGAGUAACUCAUUCUGUCUGUAACCUUUUUUUUUUUUUUCUUAACCUGUCAUUUUCUUUACAUACCUAUAUGUAGAUUGCCUGCGAAUAAGGGAUUCUUAUGUGUGUAUGUAUUUAUUUACUCCAUCUCCCAAGGUGGGAGAUAUAUUUUAACCUUUUGCCUUGAAAGGAUUUCAAGUAUUGUGAACAAACUAAUCAAUUAUGAAUAACACUUUGUGGGAUGGGACUAACCCAAUCUAUGGAACAGUGUGUGUGUGUGUGUGUGUGUGUGUGUGUGUGUGUGUGUGAGAGAGAGAAUAGGAAUAAUGGAAAGUGUUAGUGGUCUAAUGGAAAAUAUCAGUUUACAUUUAAUAUUUGUGUGUUUUAUUCCAAACCAUUGUAACACAGAUCCAAGAGCCAGGGCCACAACUCUUCAAACUGAUUAUCUGAUCAACUAUAAAUAACAUGUUGGCUUUCCCUCCCUUUCCUGGCUUGACACUACAUUUCCUGAAAUAUGAUCUCUUGCACUGAGGUGUAGUUCUCAGAGGAUCACAUUUCAAAUGAGUAUACACUGUCUGUGUACUGCUGUCUCCAAGGUAAAUCAGGACCGCUGGAAACAUUAGAUGGGAGAGCUUCAGCUGUUGGGGCUGUUUCCCAUUGUUGUUAUGCAUGGAAACUGAAUUACAACUGUAGUUCCAUUCUUUAGCAGAGCCAGCUGACCAUUUGGCAUCUCGUUUCCAGCUGAUUUGAUUUAUGGUACAAUAAGGAAGGCACACUUUUAAAUAUGACAACUGUAUGUUACUGUUUGUUGCCUUCACGUGUUAUACAUGGUUCCUGUCCAUACCUUCAGCUUACCUUUUAAAAAAAAAAAUAAAAAAUACCCAUACAUGCUGCCCUAUGUACUGUUCCAUAAAAAGGAAGUUCAGUAAUCCUACCAUUUUGCAGUCUUGUGGUAGGCAACAGAAUCUACAGUAAAUGUAUCCCUCAUGUUUGCUGUCUGAUGUUUUAUAUUGGACGGAUGAAGUAUGUGUAGCUUUGAGUAUUCAGAUGUCUUAUAUUGAGAAGCUCAAUUUUAAUAUGUUCUAUAUCAAUACAUUAUGAUUACUAUGUUUGAUGUUAAAACCAACACCACCCUGCUUAAAAGGGAAAAACCUUUUGGUACUUUACUAACAAUUGUCAAAUCUGAAAACACACUGGUGAAUAUUAAAACAUAUAUUUACUGUAUACCAUUUUGAUUGAUAAUUGUAACUUAUUUACGUUCAAAACACAUAUCCUUCUGAAUAUUACACAUUUACAAACAAGGUCGAUAAACUUUUCCUGGGAUUGAACCAUGGAUGCAAUCUCAUGUAAGGAAGUGCAGAGUUGAAAGUUUUUACCCAUAUUCUAAUCCAAACUAAUAAAGACAAAGCAUUACUGGAGUCCUAAUGUUAACCAUUAGCAGAACUGUGUAUGUUUGAUUAUAUGUUUAAUUUUACUUUCAUUUUUUUCCUUUUGUUUGUCUUUGUGAAAAAUUGAGCCAUUGGGAAAGU
Scleropages formosus (Asian bonytongue) is the source of this 3414-nucleotide messenger RNA. It is a transcript of the gene pigu, whose product is annotated as phosphatidylinositol glycan anchor biosynthesis, class U. Gene Ontology annotation, cellular component: GPI-anchor transamidase complex; membrane. The transcript has 12 exons. Bases 14 to 1321 code for a protein of 435 amino acids. Gene Ontology annotation, biological process: attachment of GPI anchor to protein. Lineage: Eukaryota; Metazoa; Chordata; Actinopteri; Osteoglossiformes; Osteoglossidae. The record is from RefSeq and is a predicted model, not a curated record.